Sphaeramia orbicularis (orbiculate cardinalfish) is the source of this 2024-nucleotide messenger RNA. RefSeq names its product cyclin dependent kinase 10 (gene cdk10). Gene Ontology annotation, cellular component: nucleus. Gene Ontology annotation, molecular function: cyclin-dependent protein serine/threonine kinase activity; ATP binding. The record is from RefSeq and is a predicted model, not a curated record. Gene Ontology annotation, biological process: regulation of mitotic cell cycle; protein phosphorylation. Bases 635 to 1726 code for a protein of 363 amino acids. The transcript has 15 exons. NCBI's taxonomy places the organism in Eukaryota, Metazoa, Chordata, Actinopteri, Kurtiformes, Apogonidae.
GGAUUAGAGCCUUUCACUGGAACAGAAGGAGAGGCCGAGGCAGGACGGAGCCACGAGCACCGAUGAACAACAUGCACUGAAGCAGACGAUGACCGGAGGAUGCACGUGUCCCAUGGUGUAUAUUUAUGGACGUUUAUGGACUAUUCAACAGCUGAAUGAAGGCUAAUGGGGGCUGGAGCAAGUCAGAAACAAGACACAGAAACAUCCACCUCAUCACAGUCCAACACCGAGAGCUCAGAAUCCACUGACUUCCCUGCACGUCCACCCAUCAUCCUCGUCACCGCUCCAUCACGAGACAACAUCUAUGGCUCGCCGUCCACCAUAACCAUCGCCGAAGCUGCCAAAGAGCGCAGGCCGAAUUCAACACCGUUUUUUGUGGGGAAGAAACUAUUGACCAGACAGUAACCUCCUGCAGAAGAAGUCUCACAGAUAUGGGAUGGACCAGGGGUGGACACUCAUCUUUGGACCCCCAGACCCCACGUGGACACACACCUGUGGAAAACUCUGGGAAAGUUCACAGUUGUCCAACAGGAAACAAAACAAUCAUGUCUUUGCUGUUGGAGGACUGAGCUCCUGUCUGUCGAAGCGGGUUUACGGUCGUCCUUUGAAUUUGAAUAUUCUCUGAAAUGAGACAAUGGACGCCGUUGGAGAGGACGAACCGGACCCUAUAAAACUCAAGUCCAUAAAGAACAGUAAAACCUUCACAGUGCCUCAAAACGAUAGGCUUGGAAGCUGCCGAAGUGUCAGAGAGUUUGAGAAACUUAACAGAAUAGGAGAAGGAACCUAUGGCAUUGUGUAUCGAGCACGUGACACCAAGUCAGAUGAGAUCGUAGCGUUAAAGAAAGUCCGUAUGGACAAAGAGAAAGAUGGGAUUCCCAUCAGCAGCCUCAGAGAAAUCACACUCCUGCUGAGGCUCAGACACCCAAACAUAGUGGAGCUGAAGGAGGUGGUGGUGGGCAGCCAGCUCGAGAGUUUGUUCUUGGUGAUGAGUUACUGUGAACAGGAUCUGGCCAGUCUGUUGGAGAACAUGCAGACCCCGUUCUCUGAGGCUCAGGUGAAAUGCAUCAUCCUGCAGUUGCUGAGGGGUUUGGAGUAUCUUCACCACAACUUCAUCAUACACCGGGACCUGAAGGUGUCUAAUCUGCUGAUGACGGACAAAGGCUGCGUUAAGAUCGCUGACUUCGGUUUGGCCCGGAUGUACGGCAUCCCUCAGCAGCCCAUGACUCCCAGAGUGGUCACCCUGUGGUACAGAGCUCCAGAGCUCCUCCUAGGGACCAAGAGCCAGACCACAGCCCUGGAUAUGUGGGCGGUGGGCUGUAUCCUGGCUGAGCUGCUGGCCCAUAAGCCCCUGCUGCCUGGAACCUCAGAGAUCCAACAGGUGGACCUGAUCGUCCAGCUGCUGGGGACGCCCAACGAAAACAUCUGGCCGGGCUUCUCCCAGCUGCCUCUUAUCAGUCAGUACAGCCUGAGGAAACAGCCGUACAACAACCUGAAGAAUAAAUUCACCUGGUUGUCGGACGCAGGACACCGCCUGCUCAACCUGCUGUUCAUGUACAACCCACAGCGCAGAGCCACCGCCAAGGACUGUCUGGAGAGUUCCUACUUUAAAGAGAAACCUCUACCGUGUGAACCAGAGCUGAUGCCAACCUUCCCCCACCACCGAAACAAACGCGCCGCCACCGUUGCCACCGCCGGGGACGCUCACGCCAAACGUAGCAAAGUGUGACGACGACAACCAGGAUCCUCGUGUGGAGUCUGUUCGGUAGAUGAAGGUGCUUCUUCACCUCCAGGUGUUGAGUGUAAAGAGGAUGUAAGUUUAGACGCAGACGUUCACAGCGAUGGACACAAAGUAGAGACGUCCUCUGUCCAAUCAGAGGCCUGAGCCCUGCAGGCAGAGGUGGCAACACACUAAGAACUAAUACUUAUGUCAGGGGUGUCAAACACAUAUUAGUUCAGGUUCCACAUUCAUCCCAAUAUGAUCUGAAGUGGGUCAUACCAGUAAAAUAAUAAUGCAAUAACCUAGA